This is a messenger RNA of Mollisia scopiformis, 1767 nucleotides long. Its product is annotated as lysyl-tRNA synthetase. The record is from RefSeq and is a predicted model, not a curated record. The transcript is spliced from 2 exons. Lineage: Eukaryota; Fungi; Ascomycota; Leotiomycetes; Helotiales; Mollisiaceae. Bases 1 to 1767 code for a protein of 588 amino acids. Gene Ontology annotation, biological process: mitochondrial lysyl-tRNA aminoacylation. Gene Ontology annotation, molecular function: ATP binding; lysine-tRNA ligase activity; tRNA binding. Gene Ontology annotation, cellular component: mitochondrion; cytoplasm.
AUGAAUCCUUCGAAUGGUCUUCGAUUCCUACGCCCGUAUCUGCAGAAGGAAGUCUGUGCUGUCAGCAAAUCGGCAUACCUCCGAUUUUUUUCCACCUCGAGAGCCCGUUGUCACCGCGGGGAGAAAAUCUCUACUGCCAAUGCACACAAUGGCUCCUUAAGAGUAGUUGGAGAUCCAAGAAAGCUACGAGAGCGGAUCGAUGAGCUGAAAAAGGCUGGUGCCCUGGAAUGGCCGAGGAUCAAAAGCGACAAUGAAACGUUACGAAUAGCAGACUUUGAGGAGAAGUUCAAACAUAUCGGUAUCAACCAGAAACUUCCAGAUGAGUUGGUGAGGAUCAAUGGGAGAUUGAAGGGCUUCAGGGUUGCGGGCUCCAAACUCGUUUUCCUGGAUUUGGUACAAGAUGGUGUCUCGACUCAGGUGUUGCUGGAGAAGAAAUCGUUGAAUCCGGUUCAUGACGUUGAUCCCAAGGCGUUCAAGAACUUUUAUCAUUUGAUUCGACGUGGUGAUAUUGUUUCUGCCUAUGGAGUUCCACACCGCACAAGCAGCGGACAGCUUUCCGUCGUGGCUCAUGAAUUGCCUCGAAUUUUAAGUCCGUCUUUGACUCUACUUCCGAGUAAGCUCGAUGAUCGAGAAACUCGGAUUCGAAAUCGUCACGUUGAUCUAUUGGUCAAUCAUGAAGUAGCUCAAACUCUCAAGUUGAGAUCUCACAUGAUUCAACAUAUGAGAGACUUCCUCCUCAAGGAUGGAUUUCUGGAGGUGCAAACUCCGCUUAUUUCCGAUAAAGCCAGUGGAGCUGUUGCGAAACCGUUCACUACUGUUGCGACGGAGUUCUCGGAGAAACAAUUGGCUUUGAGGAUAGCUCCUGAGAUAUGGCUGAAGAGGCUUGUCAUUGGUGGUAUGGACCGUGUGUUUGAGAUUGGUCCUGCUUUCAGAAAUGAAGGUCUGGAUGCAACGCACAACCCGGAAUUCACUACUUGUGAAUUCUACAAGUCGUUUGCGGAUCUGGAAGAAUUGAUCGUUAUGACUGAGAACAUGCUGUCUGGUAUGGCAAAGUUGGUCAUUUCACUUCAAGAAACUUCUCUCGAAGCUCUCCCGAAGCUAGAUCCAAAUCUCUUUGUUAUGCCAUUUAGACGCAUCUCUUUUAUUCCCGCCAUCGAAGAGAGUUUGGGUGAGAAACUUCCAGAUCUUAGUUCUGCGGAUGCAGAAGAACGACUCGUUGCCCUGUUCACUAAGCACUCACUUCCAUUCCCCUCUUCGCCAACACUCCCUCGUCUCCUUGACAAGCUCGCCUCAAUCUUCAUCGAACCUUCAUGUACCUCUCCAACAUUCAUUACGCACCAUCCUGCCUGCAUGGCGCCCCUCUCCAAAUCUUUCCUCGAUCACCAAUCUCGACAACUCGUCUCCGCUCGUGCUGAGCUUUUCAUUCAGAACCGCGAAAUCGCAAAUAUGUACGAAGAAGAGAAUUCUCCUUUCGAGCAAAGAGAAAAGUUCGUGCAGCAACUGAAAUGGAAGGACGAAGAGAAUAGAGCUAGUAGUGGCGUGGAUGAAAGUUACCUUGAGGCAUUGGAGUGGGGAUUACCUCCCACGGGAGGAUGGGGAUGUGGUGUUGAUAGGUUGGUUAUGCUGUUUAGUGGAGCAAAGAGGAUUAGUGAUGUGCUUGCUUUUGGGAGUUUGAGGAAUGUGGUGAAUUUGGGUAGGGAUGGGGCUGAUGUGGUGGGAAAGGAGAAAGGAAAAGAGAGUGAAGCAGAUGAGAAGGUGGAUGUGUAG